Molecule: messenger RNA, 534 nt
Organism: Andrographis paniculata
Lineage: Eukaryota; Viridiplantae; Streptophyta; Magnoliopsida; Lamiales; Acanthaceae
Exons: 2
Coding region: 1-534 (177 amino acids)
Source: RefSeq, a predicted model, not a curated record
AUGGCUCCUUUUGAAGCUCUUUAUGGACGAAGAUGCAGAACUCCUUUAAGUUGGGAUGACAUGAGAGAUCGACUGAUAUUAGGUCCAGAAAUGAUCGAAGAAUCAAAAAAAAAAAAUUCGAAUUAUCAGGGAGAAGAUGAAAAUAGCUCAAGAUCGUCAAAAGAGUUUGGGAUUAAAGGAAAAUUGAGUCCGCGUUAUGUUGGACCUUAUGAAAUUGUCGAUCGAGUUGGUGAUUGGGCUUAUCGGUUGGCACUUCCAAAUUCUAUGGAGCGUAUCCAUAAUGUGUUUCAUAUAUCUCAGCUUCGUAGGUAUGUUGCAGAUCCUUCUCAUAUUUUAUCUCCAGAUGAGAUAGAGCUGAAUGAAGAUCUUUCGUAUGAAGAAAAGCCUCUGUGGAUCAUGGACACAAAGGUUCGAACCAUGAGGAAUCGAGAUAUUCGUAUGGUGAAAGUAAUGUGGUCCAGACAUGGAGCGGAAGAGGCCACGUGGGAAGUAGAACAAGAAAUGUUCAAGGCAUACCCACAAUUGUUUAAUUAA